This is a messenger RNA of Solenopsis invicta (red fire ant), 1440 nucleotides long. RefSeq names its product dehydrodolichyl diphosphate synthase complex subunit nus1. The coding region runs from base 297 to 1196 and encodes 299 amino acids. Gene Ontology annotation, cellular component: endoplasmic reticulum membrane; dehydrodolichyl diphosphate synthase complex. The transcript has 4 exons. The record is from RefSeq and is a predicted model, not a curated record. Gene Ontology annotation, molecular function: ditrans,polycis-polyprenyl diphosphate synthase [(2E,6E)-farnesyl diphosphate specific] activity. Lineage: Eukaryota; Metazoa; Arthropoda; Insecta; Hymenoptera; Formicidae.
GUAAAAGCUGUAAAAAGACUUUUUUUGUACGAAGUACCACUUUUUCCACCUUUCGUGGUACAUUCUCGAAUCUAACACGCCAUUUCUACGUUUGGUUUACAAAUAAAUAAACAUUUCAUUAUUCGUGUAGAAACAAUGAACUCUAUGAAAAUACAUGAAAAGUCAAGUUAGGGUAACUAUUACAAAUGGCGCUCAUCCGUAAGAAGUUAUUCUUUUCAGUGACCAUCCUCUCAAUAGGGAACACGAAACGAGAACGUAAUUGAAGUGCUCAGUUUAGCCUCCUAUUCUCCUACUCCAUGAUUUUAUCCUUUCAUCGAUAUAGGUGGGAGGCGGAAGGCGUUUUAGUUCUCUUGGUUCUCCUCAGCCUCCCAUAUAUGUUCUGUACUCCUCAGUUUGCCUCAGUUGUUUGCCUCAGUUGUUUGCCUCAGUCGCACGUCAACGGUAACAUGAACACGCUUCUAUACCCGCUGUUAGUGCUUGCACAUUUCUUACAUAGCCUAUACUUGGCGAUUUGCAACACGUGCAUUGUGGUAUACCGGUGGUUCACACAGUCCUGGUACAGAACGGCGGAAUUCGACGUGCUCGUCCACACGCUCACGAGAUUGAGCAAGACACCUAGGCACCUGGUGAUCGUACUCGGACUGUACGACGAGUCCGUCCUGGACUUGUGUGUGCGUAUAAUUGGAUGGUGCAUUACACUUGAUAUACCUUACAUCAGCUUCUUUGAUCAUAACGGUUUCUUGAAGAAGAAUGAAGUUAAUCUUAAAGAGGAAUUUGCGAGGAACCGGCCUGAUCUAGUAGAGCAUAUUAUUUGGAAUUCACACGCAAAAGCACCUAGUCAAAAUAGAACAACUGGAAGCAAGUCGAAAAUAAAUGUAUCGUUACUGUCAAACGUAGACGGCAAAGGAAAAAUAGUGACGUUGGUGCAGUCGCUGGGAAAAGCCAUAUCUUCGGGGGACCUCGACCCAAAAGAAAUUACGGAAGAACUAAUCACUGAAAAAUUACAAAUAAAAGAGAUGCCCGAUCCCGAUCUCGCUUUAAUAUAUGAUUAUACUUAUUCUACAUAUGGUAUUCUACCAUGGCACACGAAAACAACAGAAUUUUUAAUGCUGCCGAUGUACGGUAGUGUCUCAGUGAAAGAUUUCAUAUAUUCAUUAGAGAAGUAUAGCAAAUGUAAACAACGGUAUGGUAAAUAGUACCCCCUUGCCCAUCCGAUUCAAUACCUCAGUAUUGCUCAUCUUGUCGUUCCACGGGAUACGGAGAAUGCGACGAUAGGGUCUUGUAUUACUCACUGUUUAUUUAAGAAUGUUACGUCUGACGGAUAAAAUUUUUUUUUCCUUUUUCUCGCGCUAUACGUCUUAAAUUUAUUCUAGAAAAGCAAAUCAAAUUUAUAAACGCUUUGUAAUCAAUCAAAUUAAAAUAAAAAUCAUAUGAAAAUAA